CCAUGGCGAGAAAGCGAGCUACAGUCUUGACGACGCUUACACCUCGGCCUCGCACUGCUUCAGGAAUUUGGGAGAAAGAAACGGGACAGAAGGGCGAAGAAGUAGUUCCUGUGACGCAAAAAGACGAUGGAGAUCAUGAUCCUUUACGCACUGUCACAGUCAAUACGUCGGCCACCGCUGGGCGAACCACCAACUCUACCGUACUUCGUCAAAGUCCCUGUGCUCCCACGUUGGGCGCACUGCCACCCAGUCUAGCUUGUACGCCUACAGUAACUCAAGACUGGAAUUCUGUUUCGGUAUACAAUUCGACUUUGCCGAAAUCUUCCGUUGCCCGCAAAGAAUUCUUGGCGCAAAGAUCCUUAGUGACCGUCACUCCCCGUCUACGCAGCACCAUCAAUCAAAAACGACCACUGGAGAAAAUCACCAGAAGCACUUUGGACUCCAUUCCACCACCACCGAAGAUGUCUGAGAAAGAGAAACAGAAAGGAAAACAAUCUGGGUUCCAAAUACGGAAUGAAACCACACGUGCCAGAGAAGAUGACAAACAUUACCCAGCAUGGGAAGCCCUCCUUUCCAAAAGACAACACUGCAGUCCACAAGCGCAGUCACAGAGCUCUGCUUUUCUGUCUCAGCAGCAACAGCGUCGGGAAGCCGAUAAAAAGGUUCUCAAACGUAUUGCCAGUAUCGUUCAAGAACUGUCACAGACUGAUCCAUUUGACACUUCACCAACAAAAGUUGCCACUGUCGUCCAGCAGCUUGCUCUUUUACGGAAAUUGGCCGACCAGGAUGAGAACUACCAACGGAACUGUGACUACAUGGCUCGUUGCGGCGGCCUGUCUAUGCUUGUAACUUUGCUGCGGAAAAGUCAUCAGGUGUCGGGGUGCGACGUCAUCGUUGCAUCUUUAUUACAGUGUAUAUGGGCUCUUGCCUCGGACGACGACUCAAAUUGUGGAGUCUUUCGUAUUCUUGGCGUUAUUUCCGCAGUAGUCGAAACAAUGUGGAUUUAUGCCUCCAACGCCUCUGUCUUAAUCAAUGCGUGUGGGACUCUCGACGCUCUACUGGUGGAUGGGGACACAGACGCAUACCAGGAAUACAUCCAUGCCCGAGGCGUGGAAAUUGUAGUGCUCUCCCUCAAUCGACUGGCAUCGGAAGACAGCCAGUCGUGUCGUUUGACCAAAUGGGGGGCCUCUCUGUUGCGCCGCCUGCUAGGAAGCGCUACCGUAGUAGACACGGCUACGGUCGAAGUCGUGCAUGUUGUACUGCAGCGCUUGUCACGAGGAGAGAAACCCAAAACCUGGGUGGAACGACGUCUCGGCUCGCGCGAGCAUAAGUAA
Phaeodactylum tricornutum CCAP 1055/1 is the source of this 1334-nucleotide messenger RNA. RefSeq lists its product with no specific name. The record is from RefSeq and is a predicted model, not a curated record. Gene Ontology annotation, molecular function: protein binding. The transcript has 2 exons. Bases 3 to 1334 code for a protein of 443 amino acids. Lineage: Eukaryota; Bacillariophyta; Bacillariophyceae; Surirellales; Neidiaceae.